AUGGCUUCCUACGGUUCUCCCACUGAAAAAACUAAUGUAAUAGAAGCGGAGAUUGCCAAUGCUUCUGACCGAAGCGGGAAAGUUGAGAUUGACGAUGUAAAUGGCAUCAGGGCGGUUUCAAGCGCUACUCUAGAGUCUUUCUCUCAUCUGGAUGAGAAGAAGAUUCUUCGCAAAAUGGAUCUUCGGUUAAUCCCCAUGCUUGCGAUUCUCUAUCUUCUCUCCUUCUUAGACCGAGGAAAUAUUGGCAAUGCAAAAAUUGAGGGCCUCCAAGAGGAUCUCAGUAUGUCACCUGACCAAUACAACUGGUGCCUUACUGUUUUCUUCUUCACCUAUGCAGCUUUUGAGGUUCCCUCCAAUUUGCUUCUCAAGAGGCUCCGUCCCAGCGUCUGGCUUCCCACUAUCAUGGUUGCUUGGGGUACAGUGAUGACUCUAAUGGGCAUCGUACGAAACUACCACGGUCUUCUCAUCGCACGCAUUUUCUUAGGUGUCACUGAGGCGGGUCUGUUUCCAGGUGUUGCCUACUAUCUAACCAUGUGGUAUUGUCGCCAUGAGAUCCAGUUUCGCCAAGCUUUGUUCUUCUCCGCAGCCUCAAUCGCCGGUGCUUUUAGCGGCCUCUUAGCCUUUGCUAUUGCCAAGAUGGAUGGAACUGCUGGGCUAGAGGGGUGGCGCUGGAUCUUCAUCCUCGAAGGAAUUGCGACAGUUGCGGUGGCGGUGCUGGCCUUCUUCAUCCUACAAGAUUUCCCAGAGACGGCUACAUUCCUCACUGAAGAGGAGAGAGCUUUUGUGGUGCUCCGUCUAAAGUAUCAAGCCCAAGCGGGAAAACUCGACACAGAUCAGGUGCAGGUUGCCCAGGCCGAAGAGUUCAGGUGGAAGUAUGUCUGGAGCGCCUUUAAAGACUGGCAGAUUUGGGUCAGCAUCAUUGUUUAUUGGGGUAUCGUUUGUCCCCUGUACGGAAUCAGCCUCUUUCUUCCCACCAUCAUCAAAAAUUUAGGAUACACUUCGAACAAAGCGCAGCUCAUGACGGUCCCUAUCUACAUCACAGCCGCUAUCCUAGCUGUUGUCGUGGCAUAUGUUUCAGAUCGCGUUGGAAAGCGAAGCCCCUUUAUCAUUACUCUUCUGUGUAUCUCAUCUAGCAAUCCCAAGGUAGUCUAUGGCGGUGUUUUUAUUACGGCCUGUGCCAUUUAUCCAGCUUUUCCUGGUGUCAUCUCUUGGCUUGCAAACAACUUGGCCGGCAGCUACAAGAGGAGUGCCGGUAUGGCAAUUCAGAUUGGUAUCGGAAAUCUUGGCGGGGCCAUGGCAGCCAAUUUCUACCGACAAAAGGACGGCCCUCGAUAUAUCCUUGGCCACGCAUUGGAGCUUGGAUUCAUUAGCGCUGGAAUCGUCGCCGCCCUCAUUUUAGUUUUUGCAUACAUGCAAAUCAACAAAAGGCGGGAAGCCAAGGUGGCCCAGGGCGAGAUGAAUCAAUACACUGUUGAGCAACUGUCCGGUAAAGGUGACAAGGCGCUAACUUGGAGAUAUAUGUUGUGA
Messenger RNA from Trichoderma virens Gv29-8, 1527 nucleotides. RefSeq lists its product as uncharacterized. Gene Ontology annotation, cellular component: membrane. Gene Ontology annotation, biological process: transmembrane transport. Gene Ontology annotation, molecular function: transmembrane transporter activity. NCBI's taxonomy places the organism in Eukaryota, Fungi, Ascomycota, Sordariomycetes, Hypocreales, Hypocreaceae. The transcript is spliced from 7 exons. The record is from RefSeq and is a predicted model, not a curated record. Bases 1 to 1527 code for a protein of 508 amino acids.